UUGCACGCCCGGACUUCGCGCCGCGGGAAGGGGAAGCCUACGCGGCGGCUCGCCGGGCUAUCGGGUUUCACCCCAACGCGGCGCGCGGUCGCCAGCCCCGGGUCGCGCUGCCGCUGCUCUCCUGCACCGCGCGCCAAGUCCGAGAGCAGCAGCACGGGAGACCUCAGGAAAACCCCCGGGAAGGGAGGCUGCGGCCGUCCCUCCUCCGCGGGCAGCCGGCGGCGAGAAACAAGGCUGCGCCGACAAGCCCAAGCGCGCGCCUGCUGCGGUUAGGUUACGGCACGCUCGCUUCGUUUGCUGACUUCAUAGGUCUGAAAGCAGCAAUAAGGGAAGGGCUGAGCGGCCGCCUUCUUCUGUGCACCCACUGCGGCGUCUACCAUGAGGAGCUUGAUCACCAACCGCAGCAGAUACGUUGAGUCUUUCCGUGUCUUCCUGGAGAACUCAACAGAGCACCAGUGCAUGCAGGAAUUCAUCGAGAAGCAGCUGCCCAGUGUCAUAUCCAGUAUUGGAAAUGGGAAGUCUACAAUCAAUAUUCUAAGCGUUGGUGGUGGUGCAGGUGAGAUCGACCUGCUGAUGCUCUCCAAAGUGCGAGCCAAGUACCCAGGAGUCACCAUCAACAACGAGGUGAUAGAGCCAAGUGCUGAGCAAAUCUUCAGCUACAAAGAGCGUGUAGCGAAGACAUCAAACCUCGAGAACAUAAAGUUUACCUGGCACAAGGAGACAGCUCAUGAAUAUGAAAGUCGAAUGAAUGCAGAAAAAGAGUCUAAGAAAUGGGACUUCAUUCAUAUGGUUCAGGUGCUGUACUACGUGAAAGACAUCCCGGCUACCAUCCGGUAUUUCCACCGGCUCCUGGAGGCGCAGGCGAAGCUCCUCAUCAUCCUCGUGUCGGGAACCAGCGGCUCGGCAACACUGUGGAAGAAAUAUGGGUCUCGCUUACCUCUAAAUGAUCUUUGCUCUUACGUUACCUCCGCUGACAUUGAAGCGAUCCUUGACUCAGCAGGGCUGAAGCACCAGCUCUACGAGCUCCCGUCCCACAUGGACAUAACCAGCUGCUUCACGGAGGGGAACACGGAUGGGGAGCUGUUGCUGGAUUUUUUGACGGAAGCUUGUGAGUUUGCUAAAACUGCUCCUCCUGAACUGAAACAGCAAAUAAUGGAAGCAUUAAGAAAGCCUGAAUGCAGCGAAGAAAGAGACGGAAAGGUGCUUUUUAACAACAAUCUGAGUGUAAUAGUGGUAGAGCCAUGAAUUAACUUUAUCUCUUUUCUUCAUCCAAAAGCUAAAUCAGACACAAACUGCUAACAGCUGAAAUAAAUCAGAAAUUUUCUUGCUUUAUAGAAGGUUUAUUUUACUUCAGGAUUGAUAAAUACGUUUUGGAGCCUGUUAAGAAAUCAGUAUUAAUGUCUGUUGUUAUAAGUGAGCUUUAAUACGUGAUUAAUUCUGUACUAAUCUGUUCAUGCAGAACUUACUAAACAGUAAAUUGUGCUUUAUUGUACGGACGUUGUAUAAUCAGCAUAGGUGUAACUUGGACCAUCGACCGAAGCACUGCAGAAACCAGUCCGUAUCCUCUGACUGGUGCAUAAGAAAUAACAGUGGCCUACAUGCAAUGUUAUUGUUGUCAGUUAAAAACUCUCUGCAGAGCAAAUAUGUAGUUUACAGCUUCUCGGUGCAGCUUGCGAAACUUGAGGCUCAGAGCAACCGACCGUUCGGAUAGUUGUGCAACUAGAUUUCUUCAACCUCGUGUGAUAACAAAAUAUCACACCUCUAGCUAGCGUGAAAGUAGCCGCAGCUCUUGUGAAAGUGUGGCAGUUGCCUGCGUCUCUCGCUGCAGUUAGUGCCAUUUAAUAGCACCGCUUCCCUGUUCCUGUGUUUGCAUUUUAUUCUUACGGCGCUGCACCUAUGGUGUCCCCGGGCUGCAGGAGGGAGGUGCUGGGAGGUGGCCGUGGGACCAGCUGCACCCACGAGGUGGACUUCCCUAACAGGCUCUGCUGCAAACCCUUAGUAGGGAUGGGUUAUCGCUGUUACACAGGGCUUAUCUGGUAUUUUUAAUUAAACACGCAAAAUUCUGGUGCUGGCCUCUAAAUAGCCUUGUAGCAAGGGCCACGUAUGGCUUGUCAACUUUGUAACACAAAAGACGUGAAAAUAAAUUCAGAAACCAAA
Messenger RNA from Dromaius novaehollandiae (emu), 2157 nucleotides. RefSeq names its product histamine N-methyltransferase-like. Gene Ontology annotation, molecular function: N-methyltransferase activity. The coding region runs from base 379 to 1245 and encodes 288 amino acids. The transcript has 7 exons. The record is from RefSeq and is a predicted model, not a curated record. Lineage: Eukaryota; Metazoa; Chordata; Aves; Casuariiformes; Dromaiidae.